CAUUGCCCUGAGCCCGUUGCCACGUCGUACGCAGUGAGAAACCGAUUGUCCUCGUUCAUCUCCUUUAAUCUCCUAGCCUUGUGUACGACCGUUCGUAAUAAAACUCUUAAAUAAGAGUUCGUAAGAGUGUUGAAUAGAUUGGCCGAGCCUCUUUAGGGAGUGGGGUCGCCCGUUAGGCCGUUCAGGUUCCACUCAGGUUCGACCCUGAGCAGUCUGGCACCAACCUCUCUUGGAUUACGUACUACAGGCCUACUGAAGAUGAUGAAAAACCUAAAUGACAGAGCAAACCAGCUAGGAAAGAUCCUCCGUUUGAUGAUGUGUUAGAAACGGUUCACGCGUGAUGUGAAAGAAUAUUUGCCAAACAAUGAAGAUGUCAACCUCGCAGACGGACUCUUUGAGGAACGUUUCCGAUAAAUUAUUAAGGAAAGAAUACAAAAUGGAUCGAAGAACGUAGCAAAAAUGGAGCUGUGGUUCACGAGCAAUUCCCUGAGCCCCGGACCCUGAAGUCAUGUUAAAACACACUGUAACCGCAAGCAGUGGAUUGGGCCGACACAUAUCACAAGACCCGAGAGGCUUCGAUCACCAACGGCAGCCUAACGGCAGUGUGAGGACGAUUUAUCGAGAACCGCCGCCAGUGCUCAAUCAUUCUUAUCACGGCAAUACAAGUUACAGCAGGCCGUACAAUCUAGGCAACCCUUAUUCGAACUCGUCUACUUUGAGCAAUUCGAAACAUUCGGUCGGUGGGACAUCUGCUAGUGUUAGUCCUCUGGGCAUCGCCAAUGGUGGUUUGAACAUCUCGAGGCCUUCUCAGACACCGUACGUCGAAGCGGUGAACCCGAGGCUGGUACAGACCUACGCCAACACCCAAGGAUUGAAUAUAUCGACUUUAAGCAAUUCGAAAUAUUCCCUCGGCGGCAAUUCGAGUCGGGUCAGCCCCUUGGAAGCUGCCAACGCUUCCAACCAUGGAAGGAUAUCUAACGGAGGACUGAAUAUAUCUAGAGUGGCAAGUAACCCUCCGCCCAGUCUGCCAGUUUCAUCGAGGGUCGCGUUAGAGAGGUCGCCGGGCGUCAAAGAGAUGCUCACUUCGCUCGGACUGCUCUGUCUCGUGUCUCUACUCCUAGCCUUGCUGUCUCUUGUAUUCAUGCUGAAAAUCUCACCGGUGACCGCUUCCGACGUCAAAGACUUUCUAAGGUCGGACCAAGUAACUGUGAUAUCUCCGGACGAGUAUGUGUUAGUGUAUGAAGUGACUCUCGCACUCUGUGCCUUUUCUCUUUCUCUGAACUUAUGCUGUUUGCUAGUUUGCUCAGUCCAAUUUCUCUUUGCUGUCAAGCUCGUCAGAGACUCGCCCGACGGUCAAAGAACAAACAAGUACCUGAAAAAAUCUGCAUUUACGAGAGUUUGUGCAGUUGGAGGAUUUUUCGUGUCUAUUCCAGUGUUUUUAACAGGAAUAAUUUUAUACACAUUUAUACAAUUCCACUCAACUCCUGCAAUAAUAACUAGUGUUUUAAUUGGUCUGGGUAUCAUAUUCUGUGGAUGUGCUAUGGUUCAUAAUGUUUUUGUUUGGCAAAAGGAGAAAACAAAUGCAGUUAGAGCUUUAUCACAGCAACAGAGGCUUGCAUUGCAAGAACAAUCGAUGCUUGAUCAUUCUCGAACUAUGAUGCAUUCAUCAAUGAUUCACAGCAUAGAUAACAUGAGCCCUGGACCUAUUCCUCAUGCAACUCUAGAUCUUAGUAAUGCUACUCCAACACCACCUGAGAUCUGCACAGUUGUCUAAGAUCAAUUACCUCAUUAAGGACGAGAGUACAUAUUAAAAAAAAAAAUUACGUGAUUUAGCACAUUUUAUUUUUGUAAAAAUUUUAUGUGGUAACGAAGUUUGGUUUUUUGUUUAAGAGGAAUAUUUUUCUGCUUGUAAUUGUUUAAGUUAUGUUAUAGUGUUUUUCAAGAAAAAAAAAGAAGUUUUUUUUAACUUAAAUUUCAACCUGCUUCAUUUUCAUUAUAACAUCAAUGUUCUUGCCUUUUUUCUUUUUGUUAAAGUUGUACAAAUACAAUUUUAUAUUUUUGUUUUAAUUUUAUAGUCCUCUGUAAGUUUUAUUGUAAUAUAUACAUAUUAUAUAUUUGACUAUUUCUUUUACUAUACUUACCUGCUUGAUAAGGCUUGAUUAAAUUAAUCUGUCAAAUCAAUUUUUUUUUUUUUAGUUUUAUUAUAUAUUAUCAAGAAAUUAAAAAUGCAUUUGUUUAUUUGAAGUUUUAACAACUUGGCAUAAAUAAUGCAUAAACAUUAAACUUUUUUCCCAUGUAGAAUUAUGUAAAUAGUUCAAAAGUAAUAUUUAGCAUAAGGUAGAUUG
Molecule: messenger RNA, 2345 nt
Organism: Cimex lectularius (bed bug)
Lineage: Eukaryota; Metazoa; Arthropoda; Insecta; Hemiptera; Cimicidae
Exons: 6
Coding region: 509-1774 (421 amino acids)
Source: RefSeq, a predicted model, not a curated record